Emericellopsis cladophorae is the source of this 1350-nucleotide messenger RNA. RefSeq names its product putative oxidoreductase-like protein. The record is from RefSeq and is a predicted model, not a curated record. The transcript has a single exon. Bases 1 to 1350 code for a protein of 449 amino acids. Lineage: Eukaryota; Fungi; Ascomycota; Sordariomycetes; Hypocreales; Bionectriaceae.
AUGCCUCUCGAAUUCAUCACCUACUCGCUGAUCAACGGGCCGCCAGAAUGGGCACGGAGCAAUUUUAUGCGCAUGGUUUACAUCGUAGCUACCGCAGGCUUCCUCGUCCUACUCAAAAAAUUCUGCUCUGGCCAAACGAACACGUCCGAGCGACCCAUGAAUGGCAAAGUCGUAAUGAUCACAGGUGGUACAACGGGUGUGGGGGCACGGGUAGCGAACGACCUCGCGAAACGAGGCGCCCAGAUAGUCCUCUUGACGCACGUCCCGCCGUCCGACCCCUUUCUCGCCGAGUACAUCCAGGACCUGCGCGACAAGUACGACAACCAGCUCAUCUACGCCGAGCAGGUCGACCUCACCAGCCUGCACAGCAUACGCAAGUUUGCGACCAAGUGGAUCGACAAUGCGCCCCCGAGAAGGCUGGAUAUGAUUGUUCUGUGCGCGGCCACGCUUACGCCCCCCGGGAAAGAACGCGUCAUUACCGAGGACGGCAUCGAGGAGACGUGGAUGGUCAACUACCUGGCCAAUUUUCAUCUUCUCGCAAUUCUCAGCCCGGCGCUGCGGGCACAGCCCUUUGACAGGGACGUACGCAUCCUCGUCGCGACGUGCUCCUCGUACAUUCGCUCGCCCUCGCUCAAGGAACCCGUCGACGAGAGCACGUGGUCACCUACCGUGGCGUAUGCGCGCAGCAAGCUCGCGCUCACGACCUUUGGACACGCCUACCAGAAGCACCUCGACUCGUACAAGCGUCCUGAUGGGUUUCCGGUCACCACGCGCGUUGUCUUUGUCGAUCCUGGGUUCUGUCGGACUGCUGGAAUGCGCCGAUGGCUCACCAAGGGCACACUGACGGGUCUCGUCCUGUACGUGCUCGGAUACUUUGUGCCGUGGAUGCUGCUCAAGUCACCCGAACAGGGUGCGCAGUCUUUCUACUACGCUGCCAUGGAUGGUGACAUUCUACGCGGCGGAGGCGGCAAGCUGAUCAAGGAAUGCCGCGAGGUUGACUUUGCUCGUCCCGAAGUGAAGGAUGAAGAAGUGGCCAAGAAGCUCUGGGAGGAGAGCGACGCACUUAUCGAGAAGAUGGAAAAGGCCGCCUCAAAGAGACGCGCCGCCAAGAAAAAGGAGGAGGAGCUCCUCGCCGUAAAGCGCGAGGACAAGGACAAGUCCGACGACACGGCGAGCUUGAGGAGCUUGAAGAAGAGCAAAUCAAGGGACAAGUCGUCAAAGGACAAGAAGCGGGACAAGGACAAGGACGAGGACCGGAAAAAGGACAGGUCCAAGUCCGAGAAGAGCAAGUCGUCAUCGUCGUCUUCGUGGUCCUCAUCCAGAAGAAAGAGCAAGAAGACGGACUCAUAG